AUGGAUGGCGACUCCAAGGAUCAGGUUGCACAUGGUUACACUGUGAAUAACCAAAAGUUUGAAAAAGAUCAAGCCUAUUUCCGGCGUGUUGGAUUCAAGCCGAUUCAAACACUCUUUCAUUUCACCAAUGGCACCGACCAACACUCGAAUGUCACCUUCCAAUUCUCCCAUCCCAUCGGCAAAGACAAUUUCAUUGUGAUUUUUGGUGACUUUGAAAAUAAGAAUUUCCAGCUCUAUUCGAACAACGAAUUCAACCUGCCAAUGUCGACGCACGAGUGGUAUUUCCUCGAGAGUGGAAAAAUCAAUUCCGAAUAUUCCAACGUGGAAUUCAAUAACUAUAUAAUUUUGGCACCGUUUACACCGGUGACUUCAAUAAAGUUCAGUCUCCGCUCGAAUUGCGAUCCAAACAAACCAUGUAACGGUGUUUCUCUAUACUAUUCAGUGAUCGCUGUUGAGAACUGUCCCAAAGAACUUUUCACCCCCACAAAUGGAAAUAUAAGACCUCCACCAGUUCGAUCGUAUCCUCCAUAUCUUCAUGAUGAUUUCGAUGAGCAUCCAGAACCAUAUGUAGUACCCAAACAUACUCAAACUCCAUUCGAACCUACAUUCUAUCCUAAAAAUUUUACUGAUAGUGCAGACUACGAUGAAAUAACAACGGCUGAAUCAAAUAUAUUAAAUUUUAAUCAUGCGUCUACAACUACCAAUGUUGCUUCGAUACCCUCCACAACUCUUACACCAGCUCCUGUACCAUCACAUAAUCCAACAUCUUCAAGUUCAGGCUCUUCAUCAGAAACUGGUACGGUAACAUCGAAUACCGGUGGAUCUAGUUUUAGUACCGGAUCAGGGACUGCAACAGCAACCAUAAGUGGAACUAGUGGUAGAACGACAACUACCAAUGGUAAUGGAUCUGGUUCUAUUACGUCCACGGCCGCAACCACAACCACUACCAUUUUUGGAGCUAGUACUGGUCCAGGAUCAACGACAUCUAAUGGAAAUGGAUCUAGUGUUGGAUCAACAACUACUAAUGGAGCUGGUCUAUCCUCAUCAACUUCUAAUGGAAAUGGAUCUGGUUCUAUUACAUCCACGGCUGCAACCACAACCAUUAGUGGAGCUAAUACUGGUCCAAGAUCAACGACAUCUAAUGGUAAUGGAUCUGGUGUUGGAUCGACAACUACAACCAGUAUAACUAGUGCUGGUCCUGGAUCAAAUGGUAAUGGAUCUGGUGCUGGAUCAACAACUACCAAUAGUAAUGGAUCUGGAUCAAUAACUACAACUCCAACUGCCAGUAUAACUAGCGCUGGACCUGGAUCAACUACCGCCAAUGGCAAUGGAUCUGGAAAUGGAAAUGGUUCUAAUAAUACACCGACAACUGCAACUGGUACUGGACAUACAACAACAUCCUCUACAGGUUCAAUGGGUACAAAUGGAACAAAUUCCGAUCCAAACAACAUUUGUAGUUGUGAAUCCAAUCAAACACCACUGCAAAAGUUCAAUAUUGGUGGAACUAUAUUUUUGGAUCAUGAUAAUGACAAUGAGAUCACUCCAUCCGAUACCAAAGUUCCCAAUACAACAUUGAUAUUGACCACUGAUAAAGGUGUUUACUUGCGAUCGACCCAAACCAACCCAGAUGGAAUCUAUCGUUUCGAUGAGAUUCCAAAUGGAGAAUACAUGUUGAACAUCGACAAGAGUACAAUUCCAUCUCACACUCAGAUUCGUCCAUUGAAAUUCGAUAUAUUUGGACAACUGAGAAUCAGUAUCAUCAAGAACCAAUUCGAUUUGAAUGCCAUUCUGUAUCCAUUGCCUACUGCAAUCGUGGGUCAAAUGUCGAUUGCAUCGUCAUCGAUGGAUAAAUCCGAUAAGCCAUGGUCCAAUGUCAUAGUACAACUUAUCAACUCUGAAACCAAAAAAGAAAUGGCCGUUACCUCCACCAAUGAAUUUGGUUACUAUUAUUUCGAUAACUUGAAUCCUGCCAAGUAUAUUGUUAAAUUGGAUGCCAGUCAACUUCCAGCGAAUCAUACUUUUAUGGACGUUUCACCAUUCUCUAAAUUCAAUCUCCACGAUGGAGUCGGUAUGUUUGAGAUUCAAGUCAAUGAAAAACAUCCAGAUUUUAAGCCAUCACAACUAGGAGCACCAGUCAAAGCACCGUUUACCAUUGGACAACAAAAUGGUUACAUAAGCUUGUUUAAAUAUGACAUCUAUGGCUAUAUCUUUGAUGAUAACGAUGGCGAUGGUUAUUUCACUCCACAAAAUGGUAUUGCCAAUACCACUGUCCAACUACUUGAUCUUUACACCAAUGUUACAAUGAUGUUGAGCGUCACAGACAAAGAUGGAAAGUUCCAUUUUACAAAUUUAGAACGUGGAUCCUAUGUCAUUGAAGUGAAGAAACAGCAUUCCACUUUGGAUCUUUUCUGGAUUCCAUUCUAUACCAACGAUUUCGGCAGCAAUGGAAGAAUAGAAGUUGAUUUUAAUCAAUUCGAAAAGAAUGACAAUAGGAAUGAAACAUUCAGUGGUGCACUCAUCAAGCGAUACAAUGGUCUGUUGCGAACGGAAGACUAUACUGUUAGGGGAUUGUUGUCUCUGGAAUUCCCAUGUCCAAAGUUUGACCUGUCCAAUAUCACUGUGAAUCUGGUCGAUAGAAGGAAUAGAAUCUAUAAAUCCACCGUUACCAAUAGAGAAGGUCGUUUCCAUAUUCCACAUAUCAUCUCCAACUCUUAUUUCAUUCAGAUCGUUAACACUACACUUCCAGGAAAUACUUCAUUUUUGGCCGGUGGAAAAGAAAAUACUUUCAAUCGACGUGGUGAAUUGGCUAGUUUUGUUAAUAUAUUUAAUGUAGUAUACUCUGCUGUGAAAUGGCCAUCAACAACAGAAACAUCGAUAUACUCCUCCGUUGACUUUAAUGCAACACUCUCACUUGCUCUGACUCAAAAUUUUACUGUUACCGGUCGUCUAAUGAUGGACACCGAUCGAUCAAAGAAUAUCUCUGCUGUGGAUAUUCCAUGGAAAAAUGCCAGUGUUUUCCUUAUUGGUGAAGAAAAUACCAAGAAUCUAUUGAUGACCACUGCUACCAACAACGAUGGUGUCUACACCUUUGUCAACGUACCACAAGGAACCUACACGAUUAGAACCGAUCCAUCACAAUGUCCAUCCGGCAUGGUCUAUCUGGAGAAUAGUGAAUUUUCAUCGUUUGUUUCAUCUAAAGGUUGGCGUGGUGGUGCCAUUCCAUUGACCGUUUUCGACGACCCAGUUUGUAGAGAUAUCAAUGAAACAGAUCCAUGGGAAAACACCAACUUUACCAUUAGAAUCAAGGAUGCACUCAUCGUUGAAGAAACAUUUGAAAUCAAUGGAAAAAUAUAUCACGAUGACAAUAACAAUGGUUUAGUUGAAUACGAUGAAAUACUGUUUGGUAUCAAUGUAUCUUUGUACAACCAGACCAAUAUGGAACUGAUUAAAACUACACAUACUAUGCCAUCUCGUGGAAAUGGAUAUAUAUUCUCCAACCUCUAUCCUGGAUUCUAUUUGAUCAAAGCUGGACCACAAGGAAUUCCAGAUGGAUCGCAAUGGGUGUCCAAUCAAUUGAGUUGGUUCAAUGAAACUGGUUAUGCUUUCGUAGAAGUCAGUCAUUCCAAUUGGAUCUUCAACAAAAUAUGGGAUCACAAUGAAAGUCGUAGUAACGACAGCUACUCAACAACGUUCAAUGGUGAAGUGAAGCUGCCUGAUUACAUGGUGCAAGGUGUCGUAUGUAUCUAUCCAAUCGAUAAACUUGAAAAUGUAUCGGUAUCUCUGCUUGACAGCAAUAAGAACCGUGUUGCCACGGCCACUACCAACGCAACCGGUUGGUAUGUCUUCAAUCACAUUCGCCCGAGUGGAGUCUACACUGUAAAGAUAGACGCUGAAACACUACCAAAGAAUGUGAGCUUUAUGCACCCAGAUUAUAAACAUACAUUCUUUGAAUUGGAUGGAACCUACACACUGCCUUUGUAUCCAAACAACCCAGUCCUAGAAAAAUCACCUUGGCCAACCAGUGACACCCUUGAUAUUUCAAUGUAUAACUAUUGGCAUCUGCUAUCAUUCGUCGACUAUCAGGAUGCAACUGAGAACGAUCGAUUCGAACUUACAGGUCGACUACUGCAAAUUCCCUACGACGCCAAAGGCAAUCAAUCGACUAUUCCAUGGGUUGACAUACCAAUUAAAUUGUUGAACUACAGCAACAAGUACCAAGUUCUUCAGAGCACUCAAACAGAUCAAGAUGGAUCCUAUGUGUUUGACAACCUACCUGGUGGACCAUAUUAUGUCUCUAUCGAUCCAUCGAGUAUUCCAAGUGGAUACAACCUACAGUCCAAUGAUGACGCCACCUAUGUAGUGGAUAACACCUAUAAACCUGGAACAUUCCGAUUUGUCGCUUCAAAACUACAUAAGAGUGCUAUAGAACUAACGACCAAUCGUUUUAUCAAUCGAAUUUCCGAUUCCAUUUUAUCAUAUGGACCACAAAAAAAAAUUAUUAAUAAUUUUAAACCAAAUUAA
Molecule: messenger RNA, 4521 nt
Organism: Heterostelium album PN500
Lineage: Eukaryota; Evosea; Eumycetozoa; Acytosteliales; Acytosteliaceae
Exons: 2
Coding region: 1-4521 (1506 amino acids)
Cellular component (GO): endoplasmic reticulum membrane
Source: RefSeq, a predicted model, not a curated record